Entelurus aequoreus (snake pipefish) is the source of this 5046-nucleotide messenger RNA. RefSeq names its product ras/Rap GTPase-activating protein SynGAP-like. The record is from RefSeq and is a predicted model, not a curated record. The transcript is spliced from 20 exons. Lineage: Eukaryota; Metazoa; Chordata; Actinopteri; Syngnathiformes; Syngnathidae. Gene Ontology annotation, biological process: regulation of GTPase activity. The coding region runs from base 682 to 4470 and encodes 1262 amino acids.
CUCUUCCUCCUGCCUCCGCCGCCGCUGUGUUCAAUCACAAUUAGGUGUGACUGAUACUGCUCAUGCCGCACGGACGCCGGCUCGUUUUGCUUAGACGUCGGACUUUACUGGACGUGCUUGUGGAUUUUUAGUCGACUGGCUGCUUUUUAAGGACGGGGCGGAACUGAGCGAGUGAAAGGAAGUGGAAAAAAUGUACAGGCGGCACACUGGCUUGCGAUGUGGACCGACUGGACUCAACCUCGAUGUUUACUUUUGGAUGUCCCUCUGAAUGAAUGAAUGAGUGUGUGUGUGUGUGUGUGUGAGUGGGUGUGUGUGUGGUUUUAGGGUCACCUGCUCUGGAUGUGGCGCCGGUCCACCAACCAUCUCAUCUCGGUGGGGGGAAAAGUGCUUGGGUUUGCUGAUUCCAGGUGCCUUGAACGCAUCAUGAGCAAAGAUAGUUAAAGAAGAGUGAUGGAAGUGAUGCUGCUUGUAUAGGGACAUUUUAAAACACACGCACGCACACACACACACACACACACCUGCUAUAGAGGAGAAGGUGAGGGGUCACAGAAGGGAGACAUCAACGACACUGGCCUGGACUUGUUGGAAGCCAUCGUCGUGGCAACCCACUGAGAGGCUACAGACAUUAAUGCCACUGAGCUCUUUUCAUCACCAAGAAGCACCCCCAUUUUUACAGGCUGCAUGGACACAUCGUCAAAGUCGUGGCUCCCACAUCAGGGUCAGUUUGGGUUGGGUGGUCAAGUGGAGGUGUGCUGUAGUGGACCUGGCGUUUUGACCCCAAACCAAUCACGCAGGGCAAGUUUUGCCUCUGUGAGACAGUCAAGCAUGGAAACUCCCCCAAAUGCCACGCCGCAGUCCUUCAGGCAACCGAGUUUUCUCAAUCGGAAGCUAAAGGGCUCCAUCAAAAGGGCCAAAAGUCAGCCCAAACUGGACCGGACCAGCAGCUUCAGACAAAUGAUCUUGCCUCGGUUUCGUAGCGCCGACCAAGAAAGGACACGCUUGAUGCAGAGUUUCAAAGAAUCCCACUCCCACGAGUCCUUGCUCUCUCCCAGCAGUGCUGCCGAGGCUUUGGACUUGGUUCUGGAUGAAGACGCCGUCAUAAAACCAGUUCAUUCCAGCAUUUUAGGACAAGAGUAUUGCUUUGAGGUGACCACCAAUUCCGGAACAAAAUGCUUUGCCUGCCGGUCUGCAUCAGAGAGAGACAAGUGGAUUGAAAACCUGCAACGAGCUGUCAAACCCAACAAGGACAACAGCCGACGAGUUGACAAUGUACUCAAGUUGUGGAUCAUCGAAGCGCGAGACCUCCCGACGAAGAAACGCUACUACUGUGAGCUGUGUCUGGACGACAUGCUGUACGCCCGCACCACCAGCAAACCUCGCACAGACACCAUCUUCUGGGGCGAGCACUUUGAGUUCAACAACCUACCCACCAUUCGUAGCCUUCGCUUGCACCUCUACAAGGAGACGGACAAAAAGAGACGCAAGGAAAAAAGCACUUACCUCGGCCUCGUCAGCAUCCCCAUCUCUAGCAUCACGGGUCGGCAGUUCGUGGAGCAGUGGUACCCCGUCAUCCAGUCCAGUGUUUUGGCCAAGAGCGGCGGCGUUGGUAGCGGCAAAAUCAUCAACGCCUCGCUCCGCGUCAAAUCUCGCUACCAGACCAUGAACAUUCUCCCUAUGGAGCUGUACAAGGAAUUCGCCGAGUACAUCACCAACAACUACCGAACACUGUGUGCAGUACUGGAGCCGCUGUUGAGCGUGAAGAGCAAAGAGGAGGUGGCGUUUGCGCUGGUGCACAUACUCCAAAGCACUGGGAAAACUAAGGAGUUUUUGUCUGACAUGGCGAUGUGUGAGGUGGAUAGAUUCAUGGACCGCGAGCACAUGAUCUUCCGAGAAAACACGCUUGCGACGAAGGCUGUGGAGGAGUACCUCAAGUUGAUAGGUCACAGAUACCUCAAGGAGGGGAUAGGUGACUUCAUUCGAGCAUUGUAUGAAUCUGAGGAGAACUGUGAGGUGGACCCCAUGCGAGUCCCGCCUUCGGUCCUGGCUGACCAUCAAGCAAACCUUCGCAUGUGCUGCGAGCUCCUACUCUGCAAGAUCAUCAACUCUCUAUGCAUUUUCCCCCGCGAGCUGAAAGAGGUGUUUGCGUCAUGGAGGGCGAGAUGUGCCGAGCGUGGGAGGGAGGACCUCGCCGACAGCCUCAUUAGCUCGUCGUUGUUUCUUCGCUUCAUGUGCCCGGCCAUCAUGUCCCCAUCGCUCUUCAACCUGACGCAGGAGUACCCUGCCGAACGCACCUCGCGGACGCUCACGCUCAUCGCCAAAGUCAUGCAGAACCUGGCUAGCUUCAGCAAGUUUGGGCCUAAGGAGGAGUUCAUGUACUUCAUGAAUGAGUUCUUGGAGAUGGAAUGGGGUUCCAUGCAGCAGUUCCUCUACGAGAUCUCCAACAUGGAUGCCGGAGGAAACGCCGGCGGCUUCGAGGGCUACAUCGACCUCGGCAGAGAGCUGUCUAUGUUGCACAGCCUACUUUGGGAAGUCAUGGGCCAACUAAGCAAGGACGCUAUUCUCAAACUGGGGCCUCUGCCUCGGCUCCUGAAUGACAUCAGCGUGGCCCUGAGGAACCCUCAGCUACACACCACCACUAAUCACCAGCCCGAGCGGCCCAAGGACAGACUCUUCUCUCGGCCCACGUUCAAUCGCCUCAUGUCCUCUGACUUCCAGAGCCUGAUGAUGCGCGACUUAAACAGUUCGAUUGAUAUCUCCCGCCUGCCGUCGCCCGCCCCCGGCGUGUCUGCUGUGGAGUCUCUCUCGUCCAACCUCAACAUGAGGCGUCAGGCGGAACGAGAUUUGCGCUCGUCCAGGGAAGUUUUCUACGUCACACGCCCGCCGCUGGCCCGAUCCAGCCCGGCGUACUGCACGAGCAGCUCUGACAUCACGGAACCAGACCCUAAGGUACACAGCGUUAACAAGAGUGUGUCCAUGAUGGACCUUCAAGACUCACGCAUGAACAGCAUUUCCAACCUGAACUCUGUGGGAGACAUGCUCACCUCCUCCCAGGCCUCCAUAGCCGGCCUGGGCCACAGCUUCGGCAACCUGGGCGGCCCUCUCCGCAUGGGAGGGCACCUUCCCAGCGGCUCGGCGGGGUCCGGUUUGAGGCUGAGCCAGAUGGGCCACAUUGGCGGCCCCACCGAAUCCAUCUCCCAGCAGCAGCAGCAGGCGGCCGCGGCCAUGCACUUCCCCCUGUCUUUCCAGAACCCUCUCUUCCAUCUGGCCGCCCAGAACUCGCCGGCACAUCCUCCUCCACCGCCGCUCCUCCUCGCUCCAGAGCCGGAGAACGGCCACCAUGACUACGCGCCGGCGUUCGGCAACAACGCUUUCUCCCGCAGCGAGGAUUUGUCGGCCCUUCGCUCCCAAAACAGCCUGGUGCAGCCCAGCAUCGUCCACUCGCACAGUUACAGCGACGACUUCACCCGGCAGAACCAGAACGACUUUGUUUGGCAUCAGCUGUCACUGCAAGUGCAGGAGUCCCUCCAGCAGCAGCACCUGAUGGGCAUCACUUCUCAGACAGGCACCGGCACAGGUACGCCUGCCUCCUUGGCCACGCCCCCUACAACUGUUCACCCCGUGCGCCAGUCCUCCAUAGCACCCCACCUCCUGAAGUCCCAGCGGUCCAUCAACACUUCAGCCACCGCCACGCCCCCGAAGGCCCGACCACAGAGCAGGAAUCUGCUCCUGGACUCUUCUGACGGCAACUUCAGCGGCAGUCAGCCGAAGCAACGGCAGCAGUCGCAGCAGCAACAAACGCAACAACCACCGCAGACGCAACAACAGGAGACACAGAUGUCUUUGACUGACAGUCCGGCUCCUGGGCUGCCGUUUCAAACGAGCUCCGCCAAGGAGAACCAGGUGCCAUCUGCAGCCGCCGAAGACUCCACGGACACGCCCACAAAAAGCAACAAAAAGUCUCAACAGCUGCAGCCACCACAGCAGCAUCUGCUCAAGCCGGUCGUCAAUAAGGGUUCUCAAUCUAACUUGAAUGAGCGCACUGUGGCCUGGGUGUCCAACAUGCCGCACCUCUCGGCCGAUAUCGAGAGUCUGCGGCCCGACCGUGAAGGUCAGCUGAAGGAGUACUCCAAAAGCAUGGAUGAAUCCCGCCUGGAAAGGGUGAGGGAGUACGAGGAGGAGAUCCAUUCUUUGAAGGAGCGUCUGAAGAUGUCUCAUCGCAAGCUGGAGGAGUACGAGCAGCGGCUCGUGUCGCAGGAGCAGCAGACGAGCAAGAUCCUGCAGCAGUAUCAGUGCCGCCUGGAUGACAGCGAGCGGCGCCUCAAGCAUCAGCAGGUGGAGAAGGAUUCUCAAAUCAAAGGCAUCAUCAACAGACUCAUGGCUGUGGAAGAUGAGCUGAGAGGGGGCGCCAUUCCUGAUAUUAAGCCUCGAAUCCUCACAGACCAGGGCUAUGGCGGCCUCCCAGGAUCCUGACUGCCAGUUCGAAAGCGACAAGGAUCCGUGAUGGUCAUCCAAGUGUAAGCGGAACCAGAAGAUCUACGGUACCUCACAAAAGAUUCUUGUCGCAAGAAAAACUUUCAAAAGAACUUGACAAUCACUUUUACGACUGAGACCAAUUUGUACAAAGUAUGUCGAGUUAACGCCUUGUUAGGAGUUUCUUCAUCUGUCAAAAAUGCUGACUAGAGGAUUCUUGCGGGCACAAUGCAACACCUUGGGGCUGCCGACUAAAAUGUAGAACAAGCACAAAAUCCGCCCUGAUUAGUUACAUUUUUUUUUUUUUGCACCUAUUAAUCUUUUUUUUUUUAAAUCAAAUUAUAGCUGCUUUCUACUCAAUUUCAAGCCUUUUCAUUUUCUAUUCUAAUUAAUUUUUAUGAUGAAAAGGCUGAAGUUGACUACAGAGUAUUAAAAUGUGUUUUUUAGGAUAAAUACUAUUAUAAUUCUGUUUUAUGAAAAAAGUUCUCAUAAAAGUUCAUAAACAAAUCCUAAUCUACAGUUUAAAAAAUCAGCUGUCUUUAAAGAGGUGCAAUAAAAAAAGUUACCUACCCUUUA